AUGAAGAACAAAGAAUCUCCACGAAACCAUCCAAAGAGUUCUUGGAAACCGAAGAACCCAUAUGAGAGGGUUCACCAAAAAAACAAACCGAAGAUUGCCAAGGCAUCCAGAAGAGACGAAUUUUUUGAAAAAGAAGCAAGGUUCGAGAAAUGGAGUUUUUCUGGACCUCUGACUCCAGAUUUCUAUGGACCUCUGAACCCCCCUCGUCAAUGGCCAAUCUCCGACCGCCGAUUUGAUAUGGAAAGAGCUUUGGAAAAUAUCAAGGAUUAUAUCCCUAAAAAGAGAAUUCAAUACAAUACAAAACACGCGGGUUGUGCAAUCUUCAAUGACGCGGCAUUCAAUGAUGGAAAAAAGUUUGUUGAAGCCAUCAAACAAAUUGAAAUUCACGGCACUGUCCCCCUCGGAUGCGGAGACAACAAUGAUUUAUUGCAAAAAGCAUAUGCGGGGCCUCCAACGGAAUCUCGGCUGCAUCUAUACACGGAGGAUGGGGAUGCGAAUACAGAAAGAACCAUUGAUAAGUCGAUUCACAACAUUGAAAAUCACGCUCAUCGCCCAACGCUGUCCGGCAGUGACUGUCAAAGUUUCCUGGCUAUCAUGUGGCCGGUUUCAAAAUACUCCGAUUUGAGAAAAGUGAAAAAAUUUGAAUGUCUCGACGAGAAGGAGUACAGUUUUUAUAUGAUAGCUCAAUACAUCUUCCAUGCCGCUGUCCCAACAAGACACUCUAAGGAGCUGUCUUUCACCAUCCUUAAGUUGGUUUAUCUUUUGGCGAUUCGUGGCGUUUUAGGACCGUUCGACAAUGCAGAGAAAAGAGCCAAUAUGAUCGAAUAUGAUCUUUUCAAUGAUCGUUCUCUGCACACAAGCUCUGACUCGAGUCUGGAGGAAAAGGCUGGGCAAGCCAUUGGAUGGCUUGGAAAGUUCAUGACAAACUCAGGAUUCUCCCCUGGACUCCGAUGCUUCCGUUGGUUCUAUCGAUACGUUACGGAUUCGACGACUGUACUCCUAAACGCAAACAAGUUUCUGGAAUGGGAUCAAGUCAUCACGCGUCACAUUCAGUUUCGAAAAGAGGAGUGGGAUGAGGAGCAGGAGAUUCUGUUGAAACUUCAGAACACCGAUGAGCCAGUCGAUUCUCAAUUCCACGAUUUCUAUGUUCCUGAGGAUGGUGAUUGUCUACCUAUACGACGCUACUCUCUUCCAAAUUCAUCUGAGCCGUCAACAAGUAAUGCUAGUCAACAAUCUGGAUCAAAUAAGCCACGAGAGAUCACCUUCAACGGCAUCCGCGUGGGACAACUUGUUCCAAUCCCAAGGCCACAAGCACCCCAAAAACCUUAUGAGCGUCACACUUAUGAUGAGUUGAAUGUGCGGAUGGAGGAGCAUAAUUACUUGGUGAUGGCCGGUCUAACAAAAAUAAAGAGAGAUUAA
Caenorhabditis briggsae is the source of this 1419-nucleotide messenger RNA. NCBI's taxonomy places the organism in Eukaryota, Metazoa, Nematoda, Chromadorea, Rhabditida, Rhabditidae. The record is from RefSeq and is a predicted model, not a curated record. The coding region runs from base 1 to 1419 and encodes 472 amino acids. The transcript is spliced from 5 exons.